CCACCAUGCCAUGGAAAGCUCUCGAAUUCAUCGCCUUCGACCCUAAAAAGAUAAUUCUCAGCAAGCCAUUCUUCUUCUUUCUCUUCACUCUUUCUAUUCGAAAACUUUGAAAAACUUGUUUGCGAAUAAAUAACCAUUCGAAUUCUAAUUUCUGAGUCGUACUCAUACUGAAGCAUAAAAUCAAGGAAAAUAAUCAUGGCCUCCGCAGAUGAGCUGAAAGCUCUAGGCAAUAAGGCUAUUGCCGAACACAAAUACGACGAGGCUAUUGAUGCUUUCACCAAAGCCAUUUCCAUAGAUUCUAGCAACCACAUCUUCUACAGCAACCGAUCUGCUGCCUACGCCUCCAAAAAGGACUGGGCCAAUGCGUUGAAAGAUGCUGAGAAGACAACCGAGAUCAAGCCAGACUGGCCGAGAGGAUGGGGAAGAAAGGGUGCCGCUUUACACGGUUCUGGUGACCUGUUAGGUGCCAGUGAUGCUUACGAGCAAGGCCUCAAGCUUGAUCCCAACAAUGCGGGUCUUAAGAACUCACUCGCCUCUGUCCAACGGGCUAUGGAACAGGAAGCCGGUUCCGGUUUCGGUGCUGAUCCUACUGGCGGACUUGGGAAAAUGUUCAGUGAUCCCAACCUAUUGCAAAAGUUGAUGAGCAACCCCAAGACCAGUGGCUUUUUCGCCGAUCCUUCUUUCGUGGCCAAGAUCCAGGCUAUACAAAAGAACCCCCAGAAUACCCAGGAGCUAUUCAGCGAUCCCCGCCUAAUUCAAGUACUGGGCGUCUUGAUGGGUGUCGACAUGACCAUGGGGGGAGCCGAUGAUAUCCCAGGAGCUACCGGAGGAGCUUCCUCUUCCCGCGCCAAGGAAGCUGAAGAAGAUGUCGACAUGCCAGAUCUAGUGCCAUCAGAUUCUGCACCUCCAUCCAAAUCCGAGCCUGCCAAGGCUCCUCAGCCGGAACCCGAAGAGGAAGUAGAUGAGGAGGCACUAGCAAAGAAGAAGGCAAAGGAGGAAGCUGACAAGGAGAAGGCCUUGGGUACGGAGAACUACAAGAAGCGCAACUUUGAUGAGGCCAUUCAACACUACAAAAAGGCCUGGGAGCUCCACAAGGACAUCACCUAUCUCAACAACCUCGGUGCCGCCUAUUUUGAAAAGGGUGACUACCAGGCCUGUAUCGACGCUUGCACCGAGGCUAUUGAGGAGGGUCGUCAGAUCUAUGCUGACUUCAAGACCAUUGCCAAGUCGUACGCACGUAUCGGCACGGCGUACGAGAAACAGCACAACCUCGCAGCCGCGAUCGAGAACUACCAAAAAUCUUUGACCGAACACCGAACACCUGACACUGUCAACAAGCUACGCUCAGCAGAGCGUAGAAAGAUUGAGGAAACUAGAACGGCAUACAUUGACCCAGCAAAGGCCGAGGAAGCACGUGAGGAGGGUAACAAGAAGUUCAAAGAGCAGGACUUCCCCGGUGCCGUCGCUGCAUACACGGAAAUGAUCAAGCGCGCGCCGGAAGACCCUCGAGGAUACAGCAACCGCGCAGCCGCCUUUGUCAAGUUGUUUGAGUUCCCCAGCGCUCUCGAUGAUUGCAACAUAGCCAUAAAGAAGGAUCCCAAGUUCAUCCGGGCGUACAUCCGCAAAGCUCAGAUCUACUUUGGCAUGCGCGACUACUCCAAGUGCAUUGACGCUUGCAACGAGGCUUCAGCGGUGGAUGCCGAACACCACAACAACGCCAACUCCCGGGAGAUCGAGCAACAGCAACAGAAGGCGCUACAGGCCAUGUACUCGGCGCGCGAGAACGAGACGGAAGACCAAACCCGCGAACGAAUAAUGAAAGACCCGGAGAUUAUGAGUAUCAUGCAAGACCCUGUGAUGCAGUCCAUCCUCCAGCAGGCUCAAUCUGAACCUGCCGCUCUUCAAGAGCAUAUGCGUAACCCAAGCGUGCGUUCCCAGAUUCAGAAGCUGAUUGCGGCUGGUGUUAUUCGCGUGGGACGAUAGAUGUGUGGCAGAGAAAUGAAAAAGGUCAGUGGGUAGUAUGGUACCCAUCUAAUGGCAUUCCCAUGCUGUACUAUUAUGGGCGUUGAAAAACUGCACUGGAGGUUCAGGGUACGAAUAUUAACGAAUUGACGGUAAUCAACGGAAAUGAAAUAAAUACUAUUUUAUUUAACUGGCCUGACUUCGUUCGUAUUCAAUUCUCAUAUUUUAUAGUCCCGUGUAACUUAGUACCCCUAACCCCUAAUACCCAAAGGAUAUACCCA
Molecule: messenger RNA, 2243 nt
Organism: Hypoxylon fragiforme
Lineage: Eukaryota; Fungi; Ascomycota; Sordariomycetes; Xylariales; Hypoxylaceae
Product: heat shock protein
Exons: 4
Coding region: 196-1983 (595 amino acids)
Molecular function (GO): Hsp90 protein binding
Source: RefSeq, a predicted model, not a curated record